AUGGGUCAGACAGUGCGCCCAGAUCAGAGACCUGUGUGCAGGACAUCAUGCUGCCACAAAAAACAUAAAUCGGGCUAUCAGAAAAAGAAAUAGAGGAAACAAAAAGAAAGAUGGCAGAACGAGGGGAAGGAGCUGCUGACUGCUUUCUUUCCCUAAGGGGCCCACUGACAUUGAGAGUGUACAGGGCCCAGAAUUUGGUGCUACACCCCUGGCUGGAUGUGCAGCUUUCUUCUCUCUGCACGCACUGUCCAUCCGACAGAACUAGUCCAGACAUGAGCAACGUCAAUCUGAUCUUCUGGGACCAGUUGCAAGCUGGCAGCUCCGAAGUGGACUGGUGUGAAGGCAAUUACCUUAUUUACCCCAGCAUCGCUGAAUUUUACAACACGAUCAGCAACAUUUUGUUUUUUGUUUUGCCACCGAUAUUAAUGUGCUUGUUCCGCCAAUAUGCAAAACAUUUCAACAGUGGGAUUUACCUCAUAUGGAUUCUGCUGGUUGUGGUUGGAAUUGGAUCAACCUACUUUCACGCCACCCUCAGCUUUAUCGGCCAAAUGCUGGAUGAGUUGGCCAUUUUGUGGGUGCUCAUGUGUGCCAUUGCCAUGUGGUUCCCCAAGCGGUACCUGCCCAGGACGUUCAGGAGAGAUCGGUCCCGGUUUAAAGUGGUCAUUGGCGUCUUGUCAGGGAUCACCACCGGGUUGGCCUUCGUUAAACCGGUCAUCAACUCGCUGUCACUCAUGACUCUGGGCAUCCCCUGCACGGUGCUGCUCAUCACCGAGCUGAAAAGGUGUGAAAACCCACGUGUGUUUAAGCUCGGCCUGAUCUCCGGGAUCUGGUGGGCGCUGGCUCUGCUCUGCUGGAUCAGUGACAGGAUAUUCUGCGAAAUGUGGUCCUCCGUUAACUUUCCCUACUUACACUGCGCCUGGCACAUCCUCAUUUGUCUGGCCUCCUACUUGGGCUGCGUUUGUUUCGCCUACUUUGACGUUGCCACCGAGGCUCCGGAGCGAGGCCCCGUCAUCAUGUUCUGGCCCAAUGAGAAGUGGGCCUUCAUCGGCGUGCCAUAUGUUUCCUUACUCUGUGUCCAAAAGAAAUCAACUAUCAAGGUGACUUAGAGUGGCGCGGCGGCGCCGCUGUCCUGCAGCUUCUACGGCAACAAGACACUGCAGCACGUCUUUGAGUCGUGCUGCUUUCACUUGCUGCUUCUGUGACUUGGGGAUGUUUUUGAUGCGCAUUUGGAUUCUCCUGCCUUGGUCUGGACUUGGAACUGUGACAUCGCAGCGUUCUUGAAAAACUGGGGUGUCACUAAUGUGUCAGAGGGUUACUUUAAAAAAAAAAAAAAAAACAUAUCAAAGCUAUUAAACCUUUACAGUGUUCCAUGGAUUCUCAGGCGUUGUAUGAGACAUCAUGUUAUGUCACAAAAGAACCACACUAUUACUGUUAUGCAUUGAAGACUUUUUCAAGGGAAGGGUUCAGUACAUUUCACGAUUUUUAGAAAACCUCCUUAUAAAUGCCUUUUAUAAGCAUUAAUAGAGCAUCUUAUAGGUGCAGUCUGGCCAUUUUAAAACCAUGUUUAGGAACAGUUAAGCACUGGAAUAAUUAACUGUGACUAAUGAAAAACUGAAAAUGCACAGCUCAGCCAAUCAUGUAACACUCAGUGAAGGAAGGAAAUUGUUCAGAUGUUAAAAAAACGUGAAGGUAAAUAACACAUAGCCUUAAGCUGUUCUAAAACUGCCCUCUGUGCUGACAGGUUUAUUUUUUGAAAUGUGUCAGAAACGCUUUGGACUUGAGUUGUGUUUUAUGUUCAGCAUGCUACUGUGAUUCUUCAAAAUAAUGUCAGAGAAUUGUGCUUUAAUGUAUUACUGUGUAUAUUUUGUUAACCAGCAGUGUAAUAUGUAGUUAUUUUCCUUAGAAACUAAUAUUAUUAUUUUAUUCCUUAAUAACUAGGUACCUUGUAAUAGUGGCUAACACCCAAGAUAAAAGCUUUUAGACAAGAACUGAAUUUCAGAACAUGAAUAAUACUUAUUUAGUCAAAAAAUUAACCUGCUAAUGUUCAGCUAUUGAAGCUCCAAUGUUUUCUGUUUUUGUUUUUUGUUCUUUUCGCUCAGACACGUGAAGUUGUUCUUCAGUUUUGUGAUGAAGUAUUUAAACAAUGCAAAAAGGAAACCUCGACCAAGCAAGAUAAUGGAUUGCAAAUGGAAGUGAAGAUGGAAGUUUUGUGAGGGGCAGUACUUGCUUAGUUUGCUUUGAAACUGCUCUAAAAAAAAAAAAAAAAACAUUUCUAAUCUGGCGAGUCACUAAUAGCACAUAUGUUGAAUUAUUUUUUAUCUAUGACCUAAAAACCAAAGCUAAUUUAGAGGAUGUCUUUGGAGAAAGGGAAAAAAAAUGUAUGCAUAAUAUGAAAGGAAUGUAUUCUGGGUUGUAAUCCAAAUUGUACACCUUAAAAGACAAGGUAUUUCAAAGAUUUUUCUCAUCAAAGCUUUGUGGGACAUGUUGAAAACAGCUUCAAGCUGUUAAACUAUUUUUUUUUUAAUGAUUAUUAUUUUAAAUUCCUGUUCACCUGCAAAAGCUUCUGGGAACUCAAACCACUAACAUAAGCUGUACUGUCACGAAUGAGGGAGUUGAAGAAAGGGUCGUGAUUUACACAGCGAGCUGUUUUACAGAGAUAUUUAUGCAAUAUUUGUUAACAUGAAGUGUUUUGUAAAGUGAAAAGAAAUUAUAAUAAUAAUGUUUUUUUCUUU
Molecule: messenger RNA, 2732 nt
Organism: Cololabis saira (Pacific saury)
Lineage: Eukaryota; Metazoa; Chordata; Actinopteri; Beloniformes; Belonidae
Gene: acer2
Product: alkaline ceramidase 2
Exons: 7
Coding region: 111-1106 (331 amino acids)
Biological process (GO): ceramide metabolic process
Cellular component (GO): membrane
Molecular function (GO): hydrolase activity, acting on carbon-nitrogen (but not peptide) bonds, in linear amides
Source: RefSeq, a predicted model, not a curated record